AUGUUGAAGUCUCCGAAUAGAAAAUCCAAACAAAUGAAACGACGUAAAAGGAUAUCAAAACAAUUUACUCGAGAUAAAAAGAUAAAUACUGACAUCAUUAAUUCAGAUUUUACUCAAGAACAACAGAAUUCAAUGAAAUCACUCUUAGUUCAAUCCGAAGGAAAAAGUUCUUAUAGUGGUAUUGACAUGCACUUGAAUACUAAUACGAACGAUAAGGACAAUCAUUUUACCAUGAAUAAUUUAAUUAAUGAUGAUUUAGAUAUAAAUAUGUCAGCUUUCGAUCAAAAACAGGUCGCAGUUGCACAAAUACAAUAUAUAAACACUGACAAAGAAGAAAGACAAAGUAUCACUGACUACUUUAUCCAUCAACUUAUACUAAAACAUGAUAGAGAUGAACAAUUAAAACAAUUCAAUCUAAAAAAUAUGCGUACAGCACUCUGUAAAGAUUAUAGUUUGAGUAUAACAUCACUCAAUAAUUUGUUUGGAAAAUUUCAUGAUUAUCAUCAUAUUGAAAUGAAAAAAUCUAAUUUACAAAUGUCUGGAGCUUUGUGGCGUACAACAAUGUUAGAUGAUUAUGAUCUGGGUGUAUUUAAAUUUCUAUUUGAUCAAAAAACGCUAAUAAAUAUAACUAAAAUCCAUAAAAAUCUUUUUGAUAAAAUUGAAUAUGAUAUGAAACAUACAGAAAAUAUAAUUCAAACAAUGAACAAUACCAUGUUAAAUCAGACAUCAAACAACACCAGCAACAUUGUUCAAUCAAUAACUAUACAGAAUUUUCCAAUUUCAGAUAGAAAAAGUGAAACAGAUUGUCGACUUAUUAUUGAUACAUUUCUUAAACAAUUGUGUGCAGUGAGUAAUGUACAGUUUAGAACAGAAUUAUUAAUUAAACACGAUACAUUACCAAUUAAUCAAUAUGACUAUGUUUUUUAUCAAAAUAGAAGAAUAAUUGGAGCAUUUGAAGCUAAAACUCCUCUAACAUUGAAGUGUGAUAGCAUUGUACAAGGAAUCAUUCAAUUAUUUGGUUUAAUAGCUUUAAAUCAGGCUCACAUCCGUAUGCCAGUGUUCAAUAUCAUUAGUGAUGGGACAAAGUUUAUUUUUAUUAAAUUGGAUAAAAAUGGUUUAUAUUGUCAGACAAUGGUCGAUAAUGAAAAUAAUAUUCAGGUGUGGGAUCGAUUCAAAGACGGAAUCGAUCUUGUAGCAGCGCAAACACUCUUAUUAUUUGAUAAUUGCCCUGAUGCAUUAUCACCUUUCGAGUAA
Messenger RNA from Didymodactylos carnosus, 1254 nucleotides. NCBI's taxonomy places the organism in Eukaryota, Metazoa, Rotifera, Eurotatoria, Philodinida, Philodinidae. The record is from the annotation of a GenBank genome assembly.